Molossus molossus (Pallas's mastiff bat) is the source of this 1796-nucleotide messenger RNA. RefSeq names its product RB binding protein 4, chromatin remodeling factor (gene RBBP4). The record is from RefSeq and is a predicted model, not a curated record. Lineage: Eukaryota; Metazoa; Chordata; Mammalia; Chiroptera; Molossidae. Gene Ontology annotation, molecular function: histone binding. The coding region runs from base 108 to 1385 and encodes 425 amino acids. Gene Ontology annotation, cellular component: ESC/E(Z) complex; NuRD complex; nucleus. Gene Ontology annotation, biological process: regulation of gene expression. The transcript has 12 exons.
GGGCAGCAGGAAACAAUAGAGGCCGCGCGCGGAGAGCGAGCGCUCGUAGCCUCCCCGCCCCUCCCGCAACGGUAGACCUCGGGAUCCCACUGGCUUGCCUGCCCGCCAUGGCCGACAAGGAAGCAGCCUUUGAUGACGCAGUAGAAGAACGUGUGAUCAACGAAGAGUACAAAAUAUGGAAAAAGAACACCCCUUUCCUGUACGAUUUGGUGAUGACCCAUGCUCUGGAGUGGCCCAGCUUAACUGCACAGUGGCUUCCAGAUGUAACCAGACCAGAAGGGAAAGAUUUCAGCAUUCAUCGACUUGUCCUGGGGACACACACGUCGGAUGAACAAAACCACCUUGUGAUAGCCAGUGUGCAGCUCCCUAAUGAUGAUGCUCAGUUUGAUGCUUCACACUACGACAGUGAGAAAGGAGAAUUUGGAGGUUUUGGCUCUGUUAGUGGAAAAAUUGAAAUAGAAAUCAAGAUUAACCAUGAAGGAGAAGUAAACAGGGCACGUUAUAUGCCGCAAAAUCCUUGCAUCAUCGCAACAAAGACUCCAUCCAGUGAUGUUCUUGUUUUUGACUAUACAAAACAUCCUUCCAAACCAGAUCCUUCUGGAGAAUGCAACCCAGACUUGCGUCUUCGUGGACAUCAGAAGGAAGGCUAUGGGCUUUCUUGGAACCCAAAUCUCAGUGGGCACUUACUUAGUGCUUCAGAUGACCAUACCAUCUGCCUAUGGGACAUCAGUGCUGUUCCAAAGGAGGGAAAAGUUGUGGAUGCGAAGACCAUCUUUACAGGGCAUACAGCAGUAGUAGAAGAUGUUUCCUGGCAUCUACUUCAUGAGUCUCUGUUUGGGUCUGUUGCUGAUGAUCAGAAACUUAUGAUCUGGGAUACUCGUUCAAACAAUACUUCCAAACCAAGCCACUCGGUUGAUGCUCACACUGCUGAAGUGAACUGCCUUUCUUUCAAUCCUUACAGUGAAUUCAUUCUUGCCACAGGAUCAGCUGAUAAGACUGUUGCCUUGUGGGAUCUGAGAAAUCUGAAACUUAAGUUGCAUUCCUUUGAAUCACAUAAGGAUGAAAUAUUCCAGGUUCAGUGGUCGCCUCACAAUGAGACUAUUUUGGCUUCCAGCGGUACUGAUCGUAGACUGAAUGUCUGGGAUUUAAGUAAAAUUGGAGAGGAACAAUCCCCGGAAGAUGCAGAAGAUGGGCCACCGGAGUUGUUGUUUAUUCAUGGUGGUCACACUGCCAAGAUAUCUGAUUUCUCCUGGAAUCCCAAUGAACCUUGGGUGAUCUGUUCUGUGUCAGAAGACAAUAUCAUGCAGGUGUGGCAAAUGGCAGAGAACAUUUAUAAUGAUGAAGACCCUGAAGGAAGUGUGGAUCCAGAAGGACAGGGAUCUUAGAUUCGUCUGCACUUGUAAUUUUAGACUGCCCUUUUUUCCCUUUCAACCCUGAUAUUGAUUUAACACUGGUUUUGAGACACAGACUUUGUUCCGCUAUCCCUCUAUAAUAGGUACCAUCAACAAUGCUAUUAGCCCAAACCAAGGGUGUUUUCUAAAUAUUAACUGGGGACUUGAUUCAGCAAAGCCACAGACUUAUAUUUAAAUUUUCUUCAGGAAUUUUCUAGUAACAAAGAUCUAAAGUAGCCACCAAAAGGCGAAUACUGUGUAUGGUUAUUUUAUUUUUCUUCUUAUGCUCUAUCCCCAAGUUCUUCAGGCUCAUUUAAGUAAAGGCUAGAAGUAAGGAAUAGAGCCAAGUGAGGUAGGUAUGGGAGCCAUGAAGUAUAAGUACUGCAAGAUGUCAUUUUUUUUUUU